UCGGAAGAAACUAGCGCAACCAUGAGUAGCAUGAGGGUGCUUGGAUUGGAUAAAACUCCAAACUAUGUUGGGGAAGAUGAGUAUGUGUACACUAUAAAGCUAUAUUAUGGAGGUGUUCUAGUUGUACAUCCUUAUUUAGACUAUUUGGGAGGAAAGGUGGAAUAUUUUGAUUAUUGGCCUGGUGAUCAUGGUUCUAUGUUAGGUUUAAGACAAAUGAUUAAAUCAUUGAGAUAUGAUGAUAGAAAAGUUCAAUUUUGGUAUAAAUAUGGGGAUUGCACCUCACUUAAAAUAAGGAGAAUAGAUAGAGAUAAGGAUGUGAUUGACCUUAAUUUUGAGAUACCUAAAAACAAAGAAGUAGAGAUAAUUGUUGAGCAUUUGGAGAAGGAAAACUGGAACUAUGAUGUUAAUGUAGACUACUACAUUGAUGAAGAGUUGCAGAAGAUAUAUGAGAGGGUGAAAUGUCAUGAUAAUAGCAAAGAAUUAGAGGUUGAAUCACAGAAGUAUGCAAGUAUGGAAGAGAAGAAAAUCAGUUUGGUGCUACAAACAAUACUGCAAUAGAA
This is a messenger RNA of Ipomoea nil (Japanese morning glory), 560 nucleotides long. RefSeq lists its product as uncharacterized. Lineage: Eukaryota; Viridiplantae; Streptophyta; Magnoliopsida; Solanales; Convolvulaceae. The coding region runs from base 22 to 558 and encodes 178 amino acids. The record is from RefSeq and is a predicted model, not a curated record. The transcript has 2 exons.